GUGCACUGACAUUUUUUGCACCUAAUGACCGUGCUAUGGAAACCCUCCCGGAAAUCGAAUAUCAAACAACAUUCAAAUACCUCACGCUACUAAAACCUAUGACUCUGGUGGAGAUGUCCAAUGAAAGCACCAAUAUCUUGAAGACGUCAUUGACAGGGUCUAACGAGCCACUCCGAGGCAGAAAUGGAUCAACAAUGGACUUUGUGUUAGCCAUAGCUAAGCAUGGUCAGGACCAUGUGCUUUGGUCCUCCUCGCCUCAAUCGCCCGGGAGGGUAGUUCAUGGUGAUAUUAAGGCGAGCAAUGGCAUCCUCCAUAUCAUUGACAAAGCCAUAACUCCUCCUAUGCCCGCCGAAUGGGUGUUGCAGAACACACCAGAUCUUUCAGAAUUUUACAAGGUUUCACGUAACCUUAACCUGACCAGCGAGUCGUUCAAUGGAAAAACUUUAUUUGCUGUGUCCAACUCGGCUAUGUUACAGUUCCCUUCAGAAGCAUGGAGUUCGCCACAGCAGGCUUUAGCAAUACAGUCACACAUGAUAGCAGGAACAUACUAUAGUAACAACCUUACGACUAGUCAAAUUAACGACCCGAACACUAAAGCUUCGUUGAGUGUAACGAAACUUACAGACAAUGACAUUAACAUCAACGAGGCCAAGGUGCUUGUCAAAGACAUCCUAACUGCCAAUGGACCAAUGCAUAUCGUUGACAAACUCAUGUUCCGCCGCCAAGAAGAUAAGCCAUCUGAUGAAAGUUCAAAGCAACAUCUGGUCAACGUCGCAAGUACACAAACAUCAGCAGCAACAAGUCCUCACGAUUUGCAAUAUCAUGGACAUGUGAUCACACCAGUAAUGCUGUGCAUUGCAUUGAUUGUAGGGUUUAUAAUGUUGGCUUGAAAAAAUGGGCAGCGGGUCACCCCUCUUUUGCCUGCGUUCUCUGCUGAUUUGUACAAUUUCAUACAAAGGUCGUAAUCUGAUGGGGGUAGGGAGGAUUAUUUUCUAUAAUACAGUCAGUCUAUAUCUAUGAUGAGGAAUGGUGUUGAGAGAUAACCUAAUCUCGCUUCAUGUACCAGUCUAUGGCGGUUGAGAAAGCAGCAAAACCAGCACAUCCCAGUGCUGUAGCUUGCGGUCCUGAUCUGUGAGCUAACAAUCCUCCAGUGAUACAUCCAGCCGCUGCACUAUUGUACAAAUCGUUCUUGGCACGAUA
This is a messenger RNA of Umbelopsis ramanniana AG, 1200 nucleotides long. RefSeq lists its product as uncharacterized. Bases 36 to 890 code for a protein of 284 amino acids. The transcript has 2 exons. NCBI's taxonomy places the organism in Eukaryota, Fungi, Mucoromycota, Umbelopsidomycetes, Umbelopsidales, Umbelopsidaceae. The record is from RefSeq and is a predicted model, not a curated record.